UUUGUCCCAGAGCCCAACUUCCCCCCACUGCCGGGAUUCAUUCCACUGAAGCCAUGCUUCUACCAGGACUUUGAGGAGAUCCCUGAACAACACCGCAGCAUGUGCAAGAAAAUGUACUACCUGUGGAUAUUGAAUAGUGCUACUCUCGCUGUGAAUCUUAUUGGCUGCUUUGCUUGGAUGUUUGGGGGAGGUGGAGUGACCAACUUUGGACUGGCUAUCAUCUGGCUAAUCAUGUUCACUCCCUGCUCCUAUGUCUGCUGGUUCAGGCCCUUGUACAAGGCCUUCAAGAGUGACAGCUCCUUCAACUUCAUGCAGUUCUUUUUUGUGUUCAUGGCCCAAGUCGCCAUCAGCAUCAUCCAAAGCAUUGGCAUCCCUGGAUGGGGAGUAUGCGGUUGGUUGGCUACCUUGUCCUUCUUUAGCUAUAAUAUUUUGAUUGCCCUCAUCAUGUUGGUCCCUACCAUCAUGUUCACUGCAGUGGCCUCACUGUCCUUCAUUGCCCUCACCAGGAUCCAUAACUACUACCGUGGCAGUGGGGCCAGCAUGUCCAAAGCUCAGGAGGAAUGGACCACGGGAGCCUGGAAAAACCCUGAAGUCCAGGCAGCGGCCCAGCAGGCGGCCAUGGGGGCAGCUGCUGGAGCCAUGCAGGACCAGCACACCAGCCCACAAUAUAACGACAACCAGAUGUAG
This is a messenger RNA of Cyclopterus lumpus (lumpfish), 687 nucleotides long. RefSeq names its product secretory carrier-associated membrane protein 5-like. Gene Ontology annotation, biological process: protein transport. The record is from RefSeq and is a predicted model, not a curated record. The transcript has 5 exons. Lineage: Eukaryota; Metazoa; Chordata; Actinopteri; Perciformes; Cyclopteridae. The annotation marks the transcript as partial. Gene Ontology annotation, cellular component: recycling endosome membrane; trans-Golgi network membrane.